Acaulospora morrowiae is the source of this 401-nucleotide messenger RNA. The record is from the annotation of a GenBank genome assembly. Lineage: Eukaryota; Fungi; Glomeromycota; Glomeromycetes; Diversisporales; Acaulosporaceae.
ACACCAUCCUUUGUCAAUGUUAUUACAAUAAAUACAUUCCAUCGCUUCUGAAACGUCUUACAUUCACCCAUGACGCGGAAGAUCAGAAACUGUCACCAAAAAUUGAUAUACGAGAUCGAGAUUCCUCGGAAAUCACUUCCGGUCACAUAUUCCAAGUCGAUGUUCCUCGGCUAUGUGUUGGUAGGAAUUAUAGAUUCCUUUACUCUUACCUGGUUCGUCAUCACAAAGCAGUUCCGUUAGGACUCUACAGAAACGUGAUUCACAAGAAAGAGCGGAUGAGAUAUAUUUGCAUAAAUCCACAAAAUGACUGUAUUAUAAAGAAUGAUGAUAAAGUAUAUAUAAUAUCCAAGAAAGAACCGGUAUUUCCUACCAAUGAUAUCUUGGUGGAACGAGAAGCGUAA